Daucus carota subsp. sativus is the source of this 1002-nucleotide messenger RNA. Its product is annotated as WEB family protein At2g17940. Lineage: Eukaryota; Viridiplantae; Streptophyta; Magnoliopsida; Apiales; Apiaceae. Bases 130 to 819 code for a protein of 229 amino acids. Gene Ontology annotation, cellular component: cytosol. Gene Ontology annotation, biological process: chloroplast accumulation movement; chloroplast avoidance movement. The transcript has a single exon. The record is from RefSeq and is a predicted model, not a curated record.
AAUUCUCUUUUUUUAUUUGUCACCCUCUCUAACUUUUGAAGUACAAGCAAAGAUAACUAGAGCUGUUGCUCCCUACUUAUCCAUCAUCAUCGUCAUAAUCAUUCUUCUGAAAUCAAUACUUUCGCAACCAUGCAGACACCAUCCACAGAUUACCACUCCAAUGUCGAUACGUCGCGGCCAUUUUCCUCUGUGAAAGAAGCUGUGGCCGUGUUUGGAGAACGCUUUCUCACCCCUGCAGUCUACUCUCCCAAGCCCUUCUCUUUUCCCAAACAAGAAAGCUCCAAUUCCUCUUCAUGGAAUUUCUUCACGCCAACCCCUUCGCCUACUUACUCUCAUGCAUCGAAACAGACCGCGUGGAAAGAUAGAGAUUCGGAGGCUACACUGGCGGAGACCAUAAAGAAACUCGAGAGUGAGCUGGAAGAGACCAAGGAAGAAGUGAAGUUGUUGAAAGAAAGGGAGACGGAGAAUGAGGUGGCUCUGGCUUCGUUGAAUGCAGAGCUUCACAAGAACAUGUCAAAGAUUGCGCAGGCUGAGGCGAUGGCGGCUCGGAAGGCUGCAGAGUCUGGGGGAGAGGGUGAGGGUCAGAGCAGGAGGGAUGGGAUUGUGAAGAUGGGGAGUUCGCCAAGUUUGAGUCAGAUACUUAGUUUCUCUCAGGAAGAGAAAGAGGAGUUAUUUGGAGGGAGAAAGAAAGAGAGGAAGAGUAUGAGGAAAAAGAAGCCUAUUAUUCCUCUUGUGGGAGACUUGUUUUGGAGGAAGAAAGGGUCAUCGACUAGUGUUCUUAAUCCUAUUUACUCAUCUCCGAGUGUUCACUGGAAUUAAGGGUCUAGAAUCAAGCAGCAGCAACAGCAGCUGAUUUGAUGAUCAAGAGGGGCUCCACAAAUGUUUUUAGUUUCGUGUGAUUUAUGAUGGUGGUGUAUAUUGUGUCAAGAAUUUGUGUUUUCUUCAGUGAUAAAUCUGUUUCAAAAGUUUAGCUAUCAAAGUUAUCUAUAACGUCCUCAGGAA